Molecule: messenger RNA, 2520 nt
Organism: Chrysemys picta bellii (western painted turtle)
Lineage: Eukaryota; Metazoa; Chordata; Testudines; Emydidae
Source: RefSeq, a predicted model, not a curated record
UCGGCGAUUGCCCGCACGAGCCAGGCCCCACGUGGAGCUGGCGCUAGUUCAUUGAUCGCGCUCCCCCCGCAAAGCUGCUGCUGCUGCCGCCGCGGCGGAGCGGGCGGGGGCCGAGGCCGGCCGGGAGCGAGCGCGCGGGCAGCCCCCCGACUCCGGCCGCCCCCUCCGCGCUGGGUGCAGCCGCCCGAGUCCGUAGCCGUGCUGGAGCUGGCCGGCUUCCUUGGGCCUGGGCCCUGAGAGAGGAUCCCGUGACCGGAGUGGUGGAGUGAGAUAAAGCUGGGAUUGCAGGCCUGCUUCGCUCCAAAGAUGUUCCCGCAAAACCGCCCCCCGGCUCAUCUCCAGGCACCCGCCGUGGCUUCGGCAGCUGCCAGCACGGUUUCCACGACCCCUCAGUCCCUGAAACUGACCUACCCGGAGACCUUGGACCGGAUCAAGGAGGAAUUCCAGUUCCUGCAAAACCAAUACCACAGCUUGAAGUUAGAAUGUGAAAAACUGGCAACAGAAAAAACCGAAAUCCAGCGACAUUAUGUCAUGUACUAUGAAAUGUCCUACGGCCUGAACAUCGAAAUGCACAAACAGACGGAGAUCGCCAAGCGGCUCAACGUCAUCUGUGCCCAGCUCAUCCCAUUCCUGUCCCAGGAGCAUCAGCAGCAAGUGGUCCAGGCAGUGGAGCGAGCCAAGCAGGUGACUAUGGCAGAGUUGAACGCAGCAAUCGGGCAUCAGCUCCAGGCGCAGCACCUGUCCCACCACGCCCCUCCCAUCCCGCUGACCUCUCUCCCCUCCGGCAUGCAGCCCGGCAUCGGUGGAGCGUCUGGUCUGCUGGCUCUGUCCGGGGCCCUGGGAGCUCAGGGCCAGCUCCUCCCGAAGGACGACAGGGGACUUCACGACAGCGAGCACAGAGAGCGAGACCUGGGUCCCAGCUCCCUGGCGCUGCCCAACGGGGAGCGGGUGCGAGCCAUCUCGGAGUACCUGAGCAACAGCAAGAAGAGGAAGGCUGAGGAGAAGGACUUCGUCACGGACUAUGGCAGCGAUGCGGACAAGAGUGAGGACAACCUGGUGGUGGAUGAGGACCCCUCCUCCCCGCACAGCGUCCACUCGUACUCCUCCCGCGAGAACGGGGUGGACAAGGUCCCGUUGCAGCGGAAGGAGGCUGUACCGCUCAGUCCCACCUCCUUGGCCUCAUCCAGCAGCACCUCCCCAUCACGGAGCAAGGACCAGCCCACGGUGGAGAAAGCCGCCACUCCCGGUUUGAAGUCCAGCACCCCGACUUCCCAAGGAGACGCCACGGUGCCAGGCUCCAGUAGCAGCAGCGCCACCCAGCAGUUCCGCCCGGGGGCGGCAAAGCCCUCGGUGGAUUCGUUAGCUCUGGGCCUGAGGAACCCGCUGGCCAUGCAGAGCUCCUACCCGGCCGCCUUCGGCAUGGCGCACCCCUCCGUCAACGGCGACAUGGCCGGGGCUGGGGCCUACGCAGGGCUGCACCUGGUGUCCUCACAGCUCAACGGGGCAGCGGCGGCCGUGGGAGCCGCCGGCUACGGCCGUUCCCCUCUGGUCGGCUACGACCCGCACUGCCACAUGCGUGUCCCGGGGCUGUCGGCCGGCAUGCAGGCGGGGACCUCGGGCAAACCCGCCUACUCCUUCCACGUGAGCGCCGACGGGCAGAUGCAGCCGGUCCCCUUCCCUCCCGACGCCCUCAUCGGCACCGGCAUCCCCCGACACGCCCGCCAGCUCCACACCCUGACCCACGGCGAGAUCUUCUCGCUGGGUUACUGUCCCUCAGGGGAGUGGCUGGCCGUCGGCAUGGAGAGCAGCAACGUGGAGAUCCUGCACGUGGCCAAGCCGGACAAGUACCAGCUCCACCUCCAUGAGAGCUGCGUCCUCUCCCUCAAAUUCGCCUCCUGCGGUAAAUGGUUCGUGAGCACAGGGAAGGAUAACCUGCUGAAUGCCUGGAGGACGCCCUACGGAGCCAGCAUCUUCCAGUCGAAGGAAUCCUCCUCGGUCCUGAGCUGCGACAUCUCCACCGACGACCAGUUUAUCGUGACCGGCUCGGGAGACAAGAAGGCCACGGUUUACGAGGUCAUUUACUGAAAGGUGGCUGGACGUGGGGGAACCGGCCGGCCGGGCAUCUGUCCCAGCCCGCCACCUCUGCCCCAUGGACAAACAUCCACAGCAGUGAUUUUCCAAAGAACCCCUGGAAGGGAGUGGGGGUGUCGUCGGCAAAGCUGGAGAGAAGAGCAAAGUGGGGGACCCUUGGAGUUCCAGCCAGCGCCCCCUUCCAGUGAGGAAAUCGCUCUCGGCCCGAAGGGACAGCGUCUGCCUAGAGCCUGGGCGCGCUCAUUCUUUUGGGUUUUUAAUCUGAACACUGGGGGACUUUUUUUUUUUUAUGGCUGUACACUUUUUUUUUUUCCUUUUUUCUUUUUAAUGCUCCAGGCUGAGCUGGGAAGGAAGUGGCCACUCCACCCCUGGCUGUCUGGCUUCUAGGUUGUAUUUAAUAAAAAAAAACACCCGAACAAUCCCCCCCGA